AUAGCAGCCUCUUCCUCUUCUCCUUCCACCAAUCAAUGGAAAUAUGAUGUCUUUCUUAGUUUUAGAGGUGCGGAUACACGCUUCAACUUUGUAGACCAUCUGUACAGCAGUUUGGUACAAUGGGGAAUUAACACCUUCCGGGAUGAUGAUGAACUCCGAAAAGGAGGAGAUAUACAAAGAGAGAUUUUUGAAGCAAUUGAAAAGUCAAGGAUUUCUGUAGUCAUAUUCUCUAAAAACUAUGCCUCCUCAACUUGGUGCUUGGACGAGCUUGCUAAGAUCCUUGAAUGCAAAAAAUCACAGCGGCAAAUUGUUCUGCCGAUUUGUUAUGACGUGGAUGCCUCAAAUGUAAGAAAGCAAACGGGCCCUUUUCUUGAGGCAUUUCUUGCACAUGGAUACAGAUUCAAGGAUGAUUUGAAUAAGGUGAUGCGAUGGAGGUCGGCUCUUACGGAAGCAGCAAAUUUGGCUGGGAUGGUUUUAAACAGAGAGGGGUACGAAUCCAAAUUUAUUCAUGAAAUCAUUGAAGAGAUUUCACGACAAUUAAACCGUCUCUAUUUGACACAUGAGACGAACUAUCUAGUUGGAAUAGACUCCCGCAUGCGAGAAAUGAAUGAUCUUUUAGGUGUUGGAGUAGCUGAUGUUCGCAUGGUAGGUAUAGGGGGGCUUGGUGGAAUGGGUAAGACAACACUUGCUAAAGCUGUUUAUAAUUCAGUUGCCCAUAAGUUUGAAGGUUCGUGCUUUUUGGGAAAUGUUAGAGAAAAUUCAGAGGCACCAGGAGGCUUAGUCAAACUACAAAAGACUCUUCUUCAUCAAAUUCCCGGGGUGAAAAUAUCGAGUCUCACAAAUGCUGAUUCAGGAGUUGAUAUCAUUAGGAGGAGGUUGCGCGACAAAAGGGUUCUCCUAAUUAUUGAUGAUGUGGAUGACUUGGACCAGUUAAAAUGCUUAGCUGGAAGCUCUGAUUGGUUUGGUGCCGGCAGUAGAAUUAUCAUAACAACAAGGUAUGAGCAUUUGCUUCUUGCUCAUAAAGUUGACUUCACAUACCAAUUGAAGGAGUUAGAACCUGAUGAAGCUAUGGAGCUCUUCCAUUCUAAAGCCUUCCCAACAAGUAGAAUUCCGAAUGAUUAUCUAGAACCCGCAAGUAGAAUUGUAGGCUAUGCUCAAGGGAAUCCGUUAGCCCUCAUAGAUGUGGGUUCAUUUUUAUGUGGGAAAAGUAUAUAUGAAUGGCACCCUAUAUUAGAAAGGUACGAAAGAGCUCCUGCCUCAAAUAUUAAAGAAAUCCUCAAAAUAAUUAAAAAGGAGCAUGACUUGCAAAGAACGGGAUUAAAUGAAGCUGAAAUCCCUGAAAAGGGACUAAACGAAGUUGGAAGCCUUGAAAUGCCUGAAGCUGACGACGUCGAUGGAGUAAAUGCAACCAAAACCAAUAAAAGCUCUCCAGGAGGAGAUAUUACAGAACAAACGGAGGGCAUGGCAGAGUUGGCCUUAUCAGUGGAGACAUGGUUGAGUACUGCUAAAAGCUCCUUAUUUAAGGCCGAUACAGUAGAGUGGACAUUUUUAAUCAUUAGCUUCUUCCUGGAGAUCCUUGCAGCAGUUUGUGAUCAGUUUUUCUCCCCAGGAAAUACCCAGUUUGCACUCACUGGCAUGUGGUUGGCUUCUGGGGCUCUAUUCGUUUGCAUCUGCGAACUCAUUCUCAAGUGGAAAAUUGGAGAAAGCUCACGCCCGCGUUUAGAAAUGUUUCCAGAAAUUUUUGGAUUAAUUUGUGGAAUCUCUCAGUGGCUAUCCACCAUAGCUAGGUUUGGGUGCACGCUUAAGGGCAUGGAGAACCCUUUCAAAGUAAACCUUCUGCCCGUCAUCUUUCUUGGGUGUUUGGUUGCUCGCAAACUAAUUGCCAAUAUUAAAAGGUGCAAGACAGAAAACAGGAUUGAGCUGAUCUCCAUAGUUCAUGUCCCCAGUAACGAACCAACUCCAGACGAAGCCAAGCCAAAAAAGGAUCCUGAUUUGGGCCUCCAUACGAAGAAAGGCCUCUUUUACAGAAAGACUCCUGACGUGGUCCAAGUUCUUCUUUCCAAAUUUGACGGCCCAACAUAUUCUAUAAAUAAGAAAAAUAGCUUAGCGCAUAUAUAUAAAAAGUUCUACCCAAGUUCCAACCCAACAAAAUUUAAUUGAAAGAUGAUCUGUAAAGCCCAGUUUCGGUCGGUCAGUUAUCUUCA
Molecule: messenger RNA, 2204 nt
Organism: Prunus persica (peach)
Lineage: Eukaryota; Viridiplantae; Streptophyta; Magnoliopsida; Rosales; Rosaceae
Product: TMV resistance protein N
Exons: 7
Biological process (GO): signal transduction; defense response
Molecular function (GO): ADP binding
Source: RefSeq, a predicted model, not a curated record